CCUUCCCAGCUUCCCGAGGGUUUUGUAAAGCGUCACGUCGCUCUGCAGCUCAGUCGGUUUCCGCACUGAAGCUCGGCAUCCUCCACCGUCGACCUCUUCUCUUAACUUCGCACGUCCUCCCACAAGCCAGCCACCAUGACUCACCAGUUCCCCGCACUGACUCCUGCCCAAAAGAAGGAGCUGCAGGACAUCGCCCUGAGGAUCGUGGCCCCCGGCAAGGGCAUCCUGGCUGCCGAUGAGUCCACCGGCAGCAUGGCGAAGCGCUUCACCCCCAUCGGCGUGGACAACACGGAGGAGAACCGCCGGCGCUACCGCCAGCUGCUGUUCACGGCCGACGAGCGCAUCGACAGCUGCAUCGGCGGCGUCAUCUUCUUCCACGAGACGCUCUACCAGAGCACCGACGACGGCACGCCCUUCUCCAAGCUCAUCAAGGACCGCGGCAUUGUCGUCGGCAUCAAGGUGGACAAAGGUGUUGUUCCCCUCGCCGGAACCAAUGGCGAGACCACCACUCAAGGUCUGGACGGUCUGUCGGAGCGCUGCGCCCAGUACAAGAAGGACGGCGCUGACUUCGCCAAGUGGCGCUGCGUGCUGAAGAUCAGCGAGACCACGCCCUCCGAGCUAGCCAUCUUUGAGAACGCCAACGUGCUCGCACGCUAUGCUAGCAUUUGCCAGCAGAACGGCAUCGUUCCUAUUGUGGAGCCAGAGAUCCUCCCCGACGGCGAUCAUGACCUGAAGCGCUGUCAGUACGUCACCGAGAAGGUCCUCGCCGCCGUGUACAAGGCUCUGUCGGACCACCACGUUUACCUGGAGGGCACGCUGCUCAAGCCCAACAUGGUCACCGCCGGACACGCCUGCCCCAGCAAGUACAGCGGCGAGGAGAUCGCCAUGGCAACCGUCACCGCCCUGCGGCGCACCGUGCCACCCGCCGUCACCGGCGUCACCUUCCUGUCGGGCGGCCAGUCCGAGGAGGAGGCCAGUGUCAACCUCAACGCCAUCAAUACCUGCCCCCUGGCCAAGCCCUGGGCGCUCACCUUCUCCUACGGCCGCGCCCUGCAGGCCUCGGCCCUUCAGGCAUGGAAAGGGGAACUCAGCAACGAGAAGGCCGCCACCGAGGAAUUCAUCAAGCGUGCCGAGGCUAACGGCUUGGCCGCCCUGGGCAAGUACGAGACCUCCGGCAGCGGCGGUGCGGCAGGACAGUCCCUCUACGUGGCCAAUCACGCCUACUAAAAAGGAAUCACGUGACCUAGUUAGACUUAUAUCUGCUCUGCUAUUAAAACCUGAAACCCUUCCUCCCCACGCACUUCCUCCAUUCAUGCAUCACUGGCCUGCGCUGUCGACUGAACUUCAUCACAGUGAUUAAAACUUUAGGUGUUUAAAAGCAAAGGAGCACACCGAAAGGGAGCUGUUGUAUUUUUAUGAUCGAACAAAUCAAAACAGUUGAAAAUAUUUUGGGUGGAAAGGACCCCAAAAAAAAAAAAACUAAAAAGAAAUAGGCUUUUGUCUCCUUGUUUGGGAUGCGUGUGAGACUCAACAAGGUGACAUUGAGGAGGUCUGAAAAGACACAAGGGACUCCACUUACAAGCCGCCACUAACCAAUCAACUUUGUGUGUGUGUGCGUGUGUGUCCAUGUUCGCUUUAAAUUACACAGAUUUAAUGUAUACGGUUGUGCGACGCUGUCAAUAUUGUGUGACAUUCCUCUACCCCCAGGAUUGGAAAGAGGUUCAUUAUGAUGAUUUGCUUCUGGGGAGUCACUCACUGCUGUAUUGGAUCAACUGUGACGUUUGUGUUGUUAAUAAUGUUCUUGAAGCACUGGCUGUGUCAAAUAGUGAAAACAAAUAAACUAUAUUAAACAAAAAGUC
This is a messenger RNA of Hippocampus comes (tiger tail seahorse), 1859 nucleotides long. It is a transcript of the gene aldocb, whose product is annotated as aldolase C, fructose-bisphosphate, b. The coding region runs from base 136 to 1227 and encodes 363 amino acids. The record is from RefSeq and is a predicted model, not a curated record. The transcript has 9 exons. Gene Ontology annotation, molecular function: fructose-bisphosphate aldolase activity. Lineage: Eukaryota; Metazoa; Chordata; Actinopteri; Syngnathiformes; Syngnathidae. Gene Ontology annotation, biological process: glycolytic process.